GUGGGGAGGGGGGAAAUCCUGCCGCCUUCACGCUCGGCUCCAGAGGGGACGGCGCGACUUAAAAGAAGAAGCGCUGCCACUCGGGAGUUUAAAGGCGUCGUUGUGCCAACGGUACCCCGGCCUUUACCCAGCCCGGCCCGACCUGGGCUGCCGCCUCCGCCUUCUCCUCCUCCUCCUCCUCCCCCCCUCCGGUCCCAGCGCUUCUCCUUGAGCGGUUGGCGCUGUCAGGCCGGCGCGCGCGCGCGUGCGCUCCACCUCAUCCCCCCUCCCCUGCCGGCACGCGACGAAACCACAAGCCGAGAAGCCGAAGCGCGCUCGCGCCUCCUUUAGCCCCCGGAGCCUCCUCCUCGCCGCCGCCGCCGCCUCCUCCUCCUUGAGUAACAUCGAGACGCGAAAGCCUGCGCCCGAGCGGAGUUGCCCACGCAAAGGCAACGGCGGAGAUAUGAAGAUCAAAGAUGCCAAAAAACCAUCUUUUCCAUGGUUUGGAAUGGAUAUUGGUGGAACGCUAGUGAAACUUGCAUAUUUUGAACCUAUAGAUAUUACUGCAGAAGAAGAGCAGGAAGAAGUUGAAAGUCUGAAGAGUAUUCGCAAAUAUUUAACAUCAAAUGUGGCCUAUGGGUCCACUGGUAUUCGAGAUGUCCACCUUGAACUUAAAGACUUGAUACUCUUUGGACGAAAGGGAAAUUUGCACUUUAUCAGAUUCCCAACACAUGACUUGCCUACUUUUAUUCAAAUGGGAAGAAAUAAAAACUUUUCCACGCUACAUACGGUGCUUUGUGCCACUGGUGGUGGUGCUUAUAAAUUUGAAGAAGAUUUUCGCACAAUUGGAGACCUCCAGCUGCACAAAUUGGAUGAACUUGAUUGUCUCGUCAAAGGCUUGUUAUAUAUAGAUUCUGUCAGUUUUAAUGGCCAGGCAGAAUGCUACUAUUUCGAAAAUGCAUCAGAACCGGAAAGAUGCCAAAAGAUGCCUUUUAACCUAGAUGAUCCAUACCCGUUGCUGGUUGUAAACAUUGGCUCAGGAGUCAGUAUUUUAGCAGUUCAUUCCAAAGACAACUACAAGAGAGUGACUGGAACAAGUCUAGGUGGUGGGACCUUUCUUGGUUUAUGCAGUUUACUGACCGGAUGUGAAAGUUUCGAAGAAGCUCUAGAAAUGGCAUCCAAAGGUGACAGCACACAAGCUGACAAGCUAGUCCGGGAUAUUUAUGGGGGAGAUUAUGAACGGUUUGGCUUACCAGGAUGGGCAGUGGCAUCUAGCUUUGGGAAUAUGAUCUGCAAAGAGAAACGGGAGUCUGUCAGCAAGGAAGACUUGGCUAGAGCAACCUUGGUUACUAUCACCAAUAACAUUGGAUCUAUAGCACGAAUGUGUGCUGUAAAUGAGAAAAUAAACCGAGUCGUCUUUGUUGGUAACUUUCUACGUGUGAAUACUUUAUCAAUGAAGCUCUUGGCAUAUGCACUGGAUUACUGGUCCAAAGGCCAGUUGAAAGCUUUGUUCCUUGAACAUGAGGGUUACUUUGGAGCAGUUGGUGCCCUUCUUGGAUUGCCAAAUUUCAGCUGAAGCUCCAAGCCACCACAAUACUGAAUGGUUCUCUACCUUUCUGGCAUUAUUACAUAUUGUUUUUAUAUCAACUUGAAGAGCAGAAGGGCUGCAAUCUUUCUAUAAAUGUCUUUAACUGGAGGAUAAAACUAUCAUUGUUGACAUCUGGGUGCUCCUAUAAAGAAGCACUUAGCAAGGGAGUUGACAUGGCAUUCUCUAAUCCAUUUCAUCAACAUUCUUCAACUUGGUGCCCCUUCUAAUUUCUCAGCUGAUAUAGCGGUUAAUUAUGCUGGUUGCAAUACACAAAUAAGGGGCAUCAAGCUGGGGAAUGCCGUAACAAACAUUUAAUACUCAGCAUGUGUCUUAAACUUAACUGUCUAGACCCUUCAAUACUAACCCCGUUUUGCUUCAAAACUAUUCUUAAGCAAUUGGGUUGCAUGUAAUUGCACAAGGUUAGACAUGGCCUUGUGCUCAAGAGUUCAUUUAGAUUUCCAGUCAACUCUAAAACUGAUUGUAGCCAUGAAUGAAGAAAGGAUCUUUGAUGCAAGGUAUUGUGUUUCAAUGCAAGUAAGUUACAGCAUGUUGAAAUACUUAUUCAGGCAUCAGUGUUAAGUUUCCAAACAUUAAACGUAAAAACAUCAGCAACGGUUUUGUACAAGUGAUUUAAUGAAUUAAUCAAGAAUGUGUGUAUAACAACCAGUGACAGUACAAGAUGACAGUAAAAAAAAAAACCAAACCCAUAUAUCUCAGAAUUACUGCUAUAAACAGUGCCAGCAGAUGAUAUGACUGAAAUCAAAGCAGCAGUGGUGUGGCAAAGGCUGGAAAGACAGUUCUUUAAUAAGAUGCCUUUGGUGUGACUUCCCAACUCCAAGAAAGUGAGUUGAUCUCAUGGAACCUCUAUUGACUAAGAAUAUUAACUUGGGACUAGGUUGUGUCCUUAAACCAUUAUGGCAGCUAUAGAGGUUGAACUGCAGAGUCAACAGAUCCGGUGUUCAUUGCACCCUAGUAAACCGUUCCAGUGGUGCAACAGUGUGGCCUUGAGAUAAACUCCUAUACUUACUGUAUGCCACUUUGGAUACAAUGGUAAAGUUUACAAUAGUGGCAUAUUUAAUAGACUGCUACAACAAAGCUUACCAUAAAACCUCAGCAAAAAAAAAAAAAAAGAAUUAUCUCAGAAAAGAAACUUUCUAUGCACAAGGAUGUAAUUAUUGUAUCCUGAAGGAAUAUGCAGUUACCCAAUCCAUGAAUUAAAAUUUUCUAGAAGGGAAUCUACCACUGACUAGAAUUCAUCUUGAGUUUUAGGUACUGCUUAUUUUACUUGAUCAAGGUGAUACACUAUUUCGGCACAUGAAUAUUUUAUACAGCAAUAUCUAUAUGAAAAACAACUCCAGCAUUCUUGGAAGAUUGGUUGGUUUAGGUGGUUUUUUUAAAAAAAAUCAUUUGUCUAUAAUUAUAUUUCAGUGCUUAGUAUUAGUAAUUGGUUUGUAGUAUAUAGCAAUCACCUAAAAUAUUUUCUGUUUUUAGAACUUGGAAAUUAUCUCUUUAUAGCACAGGGCAACAUCCAGAAAUGUGUACGUACCUCAUUGGUUUGAGGAAGUCAGAAAAUACAACUUCAGUAAAACAACUCAUCAUAGAAACAUUAUACUUGAUUAUUUUAAUCCCUCCCAAUUCAUACCAGGAAAGUAAAGAGUUACUGUUUUUCAUUUUAUCAUACAAUGUUUUUUAAUUGAACAGGUUUACAUCAUGGUAACAUCAUAGGUUUGGAAUAAGCUCCAUAAACGAAUUCAUUGGCAAUUUUUAUGUUAGACAAUUUCUAUUUUUAUUUUUGCAUUAUGUAAUUGCAUUUGUAAGAAUAGUGCUUUUACAAAAAUGCCAUUGUAAUGUUACAAAAUUCUGCCAUUGUUCAUGUGAAUUCAUGCUGUUAGCAACCUCAUUUAGCACUACUGUAAGAGCUUUCUUGGUUGGGAGUGGCAGAGAUUUCUCCUGAAAAGAUAAAGAUAAGCCAAGAGAAGGGACAUUUCUUUUUUACUCUCCUUGAGAAAUUCUGAGUGAGUGGCUCUUCAGUCCCAACAGUCACAUGAGUGCCUUAAGGUUCCUUUAAUGGAGUUUCAAUGACAUGUUCAGUUUUUCCUGGCUUUGAAUAUUGGCAGCUUUCAAACAAAAUUCACCCAUGAUGUUGCAUUUUUUUCUUUUUUCCCCAUUUUAUUUUCAGUUCUAACAUAGUCGCAGAGUCCUUUCUGGUAGUUAACAAUGUUUUACCUUUAUCCUUAGGGGAUAGAUGGAUAGAUAGGUAGGUAGAUUGAUGAUAGAUAGAUAGAUAGAUAGAUAGAUAGAUAGAUAGAUAGAUAGAUAGAUAGAUAAACACAGUCUCUUAAAAUAAGAGAAUGUUGGCUGCUAAGGAGACAGUUUUUAUUUCUUAAACCAGAUCAUAUUUAUAGUGUGCUGUUGGAGCUAAUAAAAUUUUCAAGAAUUAUUCCAUUAAGGUAUGGUUGGGUAAGGUUUCUCAUAUAAUCAUCCCUUAUUAAACUACUGAAUUAGAGCAUUAAUGGACCAGUUUCCCCCCCCCUACAUUCCUUGAAUUAGUUCUCAUUUUUAUAUUGCCUUUUUAAACAUUCCAUGAAAAACAAGAUUUUAUACAAGAUUAUACAAGAUUGUAUAAAAACCAGAUCACUCUUUUUAUCCAUUUCAGAUUAUAACAAGAGUGGUCUUGUUGAUUUGUUAUAAGGGUGCAAUGUGGGUUGAUUGCACAAUCUUUUUGAAUCUCACUGAUCAAAUGAAUUAAGAGUAGUGUUUUGGUCCUUUUUUACUGUACUGCUCCUUAUAUCUUCAAUAGUAAGAUUGUAUUGUGACCAUUUGCAAAUUCUUUAUAAUGCUUGGAAUUGGCAAAUUUAGUGUUUUGCCACCUCUAAGCAUUAUAAAACCUUAUAAUUCAACAAUGCAUAUAAAAUCAAACUGCAUUUGAUAAAUGUUCCUUAUGUCUUUUGGAUUUGGUUUGUAGGGUGCAAUUAAAAGUUUCAGGUUUAGCAUGAUGUAAUUUAAGGUGAUCUUCUCCAAAACAUGCACCAAAACGUUAGUAUCAGCUGUAGGUGUUGUUUUGUUGUUUUUUUGUUUUGCAAUAUGCUUUCAUGGAAUAGAUAGAUGUAUUAGAAGGGAAAGAAUCAUGCCCGUUGAAAGCCUGAACAGCAACAUGCUAAAUUUUAAUGUGAGUGUACUUCUAUUACACUGUUGAUCUUUAAAGUUAAGUCUUUGGAUUUAAAAAAAAAAAAAAGAUUUUACUUAGAGCCAGUUGAAUGACCACUCUCCACUAAUUAAUUGUUUUGUAGAUAGUAUAUUUAUAAUUUAAAUGCUCAAUUCAAUAUAUGUUUUACUAGGUAAAUUACAUAAUUUAGAAUUUGUAGCUUUCUAAAAAGUCAGCCUCCUUUUAGGAUCCAGUAGUCUUGUUCUUAAGUGGAAAUUAAUGCUAUAUGGAUGGUAGAAUUUUAAAAAGUAGAUAGGGAUUAUGACUAUAAAGUAAUCUGCCAUUAAAAGUAACACCUUUCACUACCAUUCUAAUGAGCUAUACUAAAUAUAGAUUUACUUUUAAUAUAGAAUUUUUAUAAAACACAAUGAAUGAUCUUAUUUCUUUGAUUGAUACUUCCCCUUCUGCCUCCCCCACCCCGUCAUAUGCAUGUUAAACAGUAGCAUCAACUUAUUUAUGCCUGUUAUAAAUUAAAAGUAACUAAGCUUUUGCAUUGCAAACCUUCUGUUUUGGGGAAACAGAUGCUUCCUUAAUUCAGAAGUGAUCUCCUUUUAAGUAUGUUGUAGAAUGCAUUGCAGCACAAUAUGUGUUCUUAUAUGAAAUAAUAUACUUUAUAUUCUAAACGGUUAAUGGGAAAUCAGUAGGAAGCCUGCAAGCAAGCAUUCUUCUAGGUAAACACCUUAGUAAUUAUGUUAUGUUAACACCUUAUGUUAAUUUUCCUUAAAAAUUAACAUUUUGGGACACAUUUGAUUUUGGGACACGUUUGAGAUGCAGGAAGUAUCCCUCUUGGUCAGGUGUUGGUCACAUUAACUGAUCUAUUUCUAAAGGUUUUGCCAAAUAUUUGAACACAAGCCUUACUUCUACAAAUGAGGAUGAUUCACAUCUCUUACUACCUUUACUGUGUAUUUUGUGCAGAGGGGACAAAUGGAGAGGAAUCUAGAAAGCUGCCUUUAUUAAUUCAGAAUAUUCUCCAUCUUAUUCAGUAUUAUCAACAUGAACUGGCAGCAUUCCUCGUAUCAGGCAGGUGUCCUUGUCAGUUUUACUGGAGAUUCCAGGGAGUCAACCUGGGACAUUAGGGUAUUGUAUAAAGCAGCUCCUCUACUCUUCAGCCGCAACCUCUGGGUUACUUGAAAAUAAACUAUAAAAGGGGUGCCUCAAUUACUUAACCACAACUAGAACUUUUCAUGAAACAAGACUGAGAACACCAUAGCUUUGUGCGUUAGGUUAGAUCAGUUUGGCUCUACAGUAUUUUUAUCCUCGAUUUGAUGGAGGCCAAUUUGAUAUAGGACAGAACUAGUGCUGCCUUAGCUAAAUAGGAAAGCAACAGUCUAGAACUCUAUUCUCAAACGUACCCUUUGAAUUAUACUGGACUACUUUACGAAAAAGCAGAAUUCAGCUUUGGGUUGUGCAACAUGUGCCCAAGCAGCUGCUUAUACAGUAACACCUGGAACUUCUUUUAAUAGGAAUUUGGGAGAGGGAGACAAAGCUGUGGAAAGGAAUUCUGGUUAGUUUAAAGCAGCCUUUCGCCUUCCAGAUGGGUUAGACUGCAGGUCCUCUUAUACCCAAGGUUGGAACUCUGGGUUAUAAACAAAGAGUAUUAAAAAUACCCUAUCACGCCCCAAUUAAGACAAUUUGGUCGGAGGAAAGGUGUGUGUGUGUGUGUGUGUGUGUGUGUGUGUGUGUGUGUGUGUGUAAGCACCUGAGUCCUUGUUUGCUUUAUACUAAAUCACAUUCAACUGUUAAACAGAAAACUUGCAACAGUACUGAAAUUGUUCCUUAGAGUUACUUUUAUGUACCAAACAGUUAAGGAUCUUUAAUAAUGAAAUAACGAUUACUUGAAGUAUUAGCUAAUAACCAGGAGAGAAAAAACACUGUAAACGUCAAUCUCUUCUAUUCCCUCUCUCCUCGCUUUUUCUGCUUCCUUUCCACUUUCUGAGGGAAAUAUGUAGCAAGAUAUAGGCAGCACAGUAGGAAGGAUCAGGUCUUGGCGCAUCCUGAAGGGAGUGCAAAAACAUAUCCAUACCUCCUUAUGGCUUUGGCAUCUCCCUUUGGACAGGAGAAGGUUUCUUGCAGAAAGGCAGUUCUCUACUUGACUACCCUGAAUUCUGCCUUUCUUUCUCCACAAGUGACCCAAAGGGAAGUGGGUAAAUUCAAGGAGGCAGCUACACUCUGGCAGAUGCUGUUGCUGGUACUCUUUCUUAAUAAUUCCACCUGCCGAUUCAUCCUAGUCUUUGGCCUUUUAGAAAGAGGGAGGGAAGGAAGGGAGAACAAUAUCAACUGAGAAUGAACUACUUGGGCCUAGUCGCCAUUGCCACUAGGCCUCUGAGCCAAUGAGGGGAUGAUGUGGCUGCUUCUCUGAUGAUGAAAUCUCUUUUGCGUAGUGUAUUUUGCGCCCUCUCUUUGUUAAGGUGUCCUGAAGAGAGGUAGAAGUGUGACAUAAGCAUGCUUUACCAAAUGCUUGUUUAAAGUCAAAUGUAGGUAAGACCCUUAGUAGCCCUAGGUGAAGGGCAUGGAGAGAAACUUUAAAACAAUCACAAGUUAGUCUAAGGUAAAACUAUUUCUCAUGGUCUUAUUUCAAGCUCUGUAUCUUGUAGUUAAGAGUUUGUCAUAAAACUCUUACGUAAUUAGCAUAUGUAUGAUAAAAUACAGAAUUUUAUUUCCAGAGUUACAAAAAGAGUUGUUCCUGGGUUCAUCAAUCAUUGUAGUUCAGGUGUGUUUGUGUAAAGACCAUGAUUCAACCAACAUAUCCCAUAUUAAUUGAAUCCAUUGCUAUGUUCCCUACCCAUUUUUAUUGUGAAAACAAUUUUUUAAAUUUCUGUUGUAUUUUGGUUAAACCUAAAACUUACUAAAAUUGCAGACAGAGUUUUUCUGGAAUCAGAAUGAAUUUAAGUUUUCAUUUUAAGUAAUGAAAAGAAAUGCAUUUUAAGCAAUAGUUAAUAUGCUGCAGUUAGUGAUAACUACUAAGUGGUUUUUUUUAAAAAAAUGAAAGUUUUAUAGAUGGCCUGGUUUCAGUAUUCAGGACACUUUAAUAUCCAUAUUAUUUGGAAAUAGAGAAGAUAGUCUUCAUAUUUCCCAGCAAAGUUGACAUUUUAACUUUUUUUUUAAAAAAGAAAAAAAAAAUCUAAUGACUCAACUUGUACCUAGAAACUCCAUGACAUGCUCUUAUUUCCAAAAUGUAUAUAUAAUAUACUGUGAGAACCAUUUCUCAUAUAUUGCCUUAUUCUGUUGUAGUAAACUUACUGUCUAGGCUUUUAGGAUUCUGACAGCGAUGUAAAAAUGUAUGUUUUGCAAAUUUAAAUCAUAGUUACUAAAUUAUUUAAUGUAUCUUUUGUAAAGUGUUUAAUUUAUUUUUAAUGUCAAAGCUUUUCUGUAUUGUUUUCAUGCAACCAAAUAAUGGAAACCUAUGCUGCAUUCAUUCCCAUCAGAAUUGUAUAAAAAUUCCUGACAGCUUGCAUGAGUAAAUGUGAAAUCUAAUUUUGUUGUUCAAUAAUGAGCUUUUGUGUGUGUUUUCCUAGCUUUAGUGUUCUGUAGACAGAAUUUUAUUUUUUUCUAAAUAAAGUCGAAUGGAUGGUUCCCUCUA
This is a messenger RNA of Pantherophis guttatus, 8352 nucleotides long. RefSeq names its product pantothenate kinase 3. Gene Ontology annotation, biological process: coenzyme A biosynthetic process. NCBI's taxonomy places the organism in Eukaryota, Metazoa, Chordata, Lepidosauria, Squamata, Colubridae. Gene Ontology annotation, cellular component: nucleus; cytosol. The record is from RefSeq and is a predicted model, not a curated record. Gene Ontology annotation, molecular function: ATP binding; pantothenate kinase activity.